AUGUCCGAACCUCACUGCGCAACCUCCUGGCCACCUGAGGACGCUGCUGAUCGUCCAAUUGACGAAUAUCCUGAAGAACCAGAAGAAGAGGAUGAAGAGGAGACGGUAGUCGACGAAGAUGCCGGCAUUGGGUCCAAUGCCGGUGAUAUUAACCACGACCCUGCCGGCAAUGCCACCAACACCGCCCCACCGAACAUACCCAUCUACCGAGGGGAGCGCAUUCUCACGGUGGUACACACCACUGGCAUUCAACGCCUGGCGUUCACAUUCUGCAAGUGCGCAAAUGCAGAUUCCGAGGCUGAGCAACUUCUGCUUCGCGGAUUUUAUCCAGCGUCGGUGAAGCGUCCAGUCACGGUGUUCACAUUUGCUUGCCUCGACGACUUCCUCCUGACAAAUCAGCAAUGCAAAACGUCUCCAUGGAACUAUCACAUGAAGCUCUGUCGCGCGACCGAUGGGGCAUUUUGGGGCUCUGUCCAGCUGGGCUACAAGGCUCUCCUCCGCACGUCCAGGCAAUACCGAGUGCUGAAGUGGAAACUUCACGCAGGCAUCGGUCAUGAGGAACCGAGUACCGAGAUGAGGCCUGGUAGAUUAGCAAUAACCUGUUCUGCUUGUCCCCGACCGGGCUUCAACACACCCCCUGGCUGGGCCGGGAGUGCCGAAGCCCGCGAAUAUCCUGCAUCAACGGCACACGACGGCAGCUUUAACUUGGAGCACAUGGUUAUGAAAAACCCGGAAGACGAUCUACAGUUCGUUUCGGGUGAACUGUACACUGUCGACCCAGGACCGUUUGAUGCACAUUUGGAGGACGCACUUACAAGGGCAAAAGAUGAGCGGGUUGCCGCAACAUGCAACGAGCACCGAGCCACCAAAGAGUCCCUUGGGGGCAAGGCGCAUCUGGAUGCAACAGGAAUUGGUGCCUCUGCCUGCUCGAGGCAUGGAUUCUUCAUUCCUCACACGGUCGUGGACUUUCAGCGCGGUGAAGCCCAACGGAACAUGGACUACUCGUACCACAUCAACGCGCGCAAACGAUUCGAAGCAUCUCCGUUCCUUCAGUGGCCCAUUGCCGCUACUUUCUUUUGGGCUAUCGGCCAAUUCCAUGUUCACGGCCAUCAAAAUCGGUGUUAUGCUCGGCAUUCGCUGAGCUUCGUCCCCAACGUCGGGCACCAAGACGGUGAAGUGGUCGAAACCUUGUGGAAACCAUUGAAUUUUAUCAAGGAUAGUAUUCGUGGGAUGGCUACUUCGCAUCGCAAAGAGGUUAUCGACGCUCAUAUGCAAGAUUCUAAUUGGAUGAAGCUCUGUCGUCUCCCAAAAUCACUUGUCGACAAGUGGAAGGAAUCAGUGGAAGAGUACACUGCAGCAAAAAAGGCCUUUGAAGACAUCGACCGUGUUGCUAAUGAGGAAGAGCGCGCCCAAUGGAAACAAGAGAUCCUCGAUGCGCGAGAGGCACGCAAAACCGAUCCCUCCGCCAUGGACAUUUUUACACCAAAAAAAAUCAAACCGGCGAACAAGACGCAAGUCAGGACGGCUCUCUUGAACGGUGACACAACGCACAUUGUAUCACUCGAGAGCCCGAUCUCAGUGGACCUCCUUGCGUGGCUCUCUUUGGGAAUCGGCAUAGACCGCCAGAGGGUGGUCAUUGCUCGAUUGGUUCGGGACCUUCGGCAGAGCUCGACUGACAAGGCGAAACUGACGAUUUCCGAGAAGAGGCAACGGCUGUCAUCGGACAUUCGGUCGUUCAAUACCGAAGCUGCAAAGCAUCUCCGUAACGCCCCUCCAAGGCUGGCAACUGAAUCCGGCAGUCCGGAACAACUUCCCAUUCUCAUGCCGUCAUCACUUGGUAUUCGGUAUUGCAAGGAUCAUGGUCUGGUGGACGUCGUCUAUGCAGAGCGAGAACUCCGGAAAGGAGAGAUGAAUGAAUGUCUCUCCGGCGUUCGCGACGGGAUCGACACCAAAUCCUACCUUUACUAUGCUCGAGUUCGCAACGCCACUUCCGUCCGCACGUCGCUCCGGUCCUUUAGCGAGAUUCGGACGGUCGACCACUCGGUAGCGAAGUAUGUCCGGCUCUACAUGCUCUCUCGCACCGCGCUCGCUGCCCUGUACGACCCGAACGACCCUGAAGAUGUCAAGAAGAAAACGGAUGAUCUAGCCAUCUACAAGCCCAUCACGAAGUCCGAUCUCACUGUCAACACCACGAUCCUGGAAGCAACGACCAGGGGUGCUCGCAACAAACACCCUUCAUGGAUUUGGACGUUCACCGGAACAUCGGAAGAGGGUUCCACCUUCUACAAUGAUGAAACCCGGCGAACAAUGUGGCAGCGGGGUUAUGAGCGAAAGGACCGUUGGUGGGAGAACCUGAAGGCGCUCGACCUGGAGAUGCUUUGUGUGGUGCUGGAUUUUGCACGCCUGAAGGAGAAUUGGUUCGGCCCGAAGGAGAAGCAGAGCGCAGAAAUGUUUCGCAACGUGCGUCGCGCGCAUCCCAAACCUCUCCAGUAG
Molecule: messenger RNA, 2493 nt
Organism: Epithele typhae
Lineage: Eukaryota; Fungi; Basidiomycota; Agaricomycetes; Polyporales; Epitheliaceae
Exons: 13
Coding region: 1-2493 (830 amino acids)
Source: RefSeq, a predicted model, not a curated record